This is a messenger RNA of Stegastes partitus (bicolor damselfish), 3411 nucleotides long. Its product is annotated as palmitoyltransferase ZDHHC7-like. Gene Ontology annotation, molecular function: palmitoyltransferase activity. The record is from RefSeq and is a predicted model, not a curated record. NCBI's taxonomy places the organism in Eukaryota, Metazoa, Chordata, Actinopteri, Pomacentridae. The transcript has 8 exons. The coding region runs from base 145 to 1065 and encodes 306 amino acids.
UCCUCCGGAAGCAGCCGAACCGGAAGCGCUGCUGCACCGAAACAUCCGGCUGCGUUCAGAGGCAAUGUGACCCAGAGAGAAGACAGCUUGUGAUUCCAUGCUGGGACAGCAGCAGUAAUGUUGUGAAGUAAAGGCACUGUCAAAAUGUCCUCAGGCCACCGUCUGAGGGAUGUGGAGCAGCAGCGGCCCCUGUUGGACGGGGAGGAGGACGAAGGAGAGGGCAGAAGUUCCAGCAGCGAAGCCAAGCAGCUCUGGUUCAUUCAGGACUGCUGUGGCAUGGUGUGUGCCUUCAUCACCUGGUUUCUGGUCUUCUUUGCGGACUUUGUGGUCACCUUCGUCAUGCUGCUGCCUUCCAGAAGCUUCUGGUAUGCUGUGGUUAACGGGGUGCUCUUCAACAGCCUGGCUGUGCUAGCGCUGGCCUCCCACCUCCGCACCAUGCUGACUGACCCGGGUGCCGUUCCUAAAGGAAACGCCACUAAAAUACACAUGGAGAGUCUGCAGCUGAAGCCGGGCGAGGUUAUCUAUAAAUGUCCAAAGUGCUGCAGCAUCAAACCGGAGAGGGCUCAUCACUGCAGUAUCUGUAAGCGCUGUAUCCGAAAGAUGGACCACCACUGCCCCUGGGUCAACAACUGUGUCGGGGAGAAGAACCAGCGCUUCUUCGUCCUCUUCACCAUGUAUAUAGCUCUCAUCUCCAGCCACGCUCUGGCUCUCUGUGGAUACCAGUUCAUCACCUGCAUCAGAGUCCAGUGGAGAGAGUGCAGUGAUUUCUCUCCUCCGGUGACGAUGAUGCUGAUGAUUUUCCUCUGUAUGGAAAGCCUCUUGUUCCUCACCUUCACCGCUGUUAUGUUCAGCACUCAGCUCCACUCCAUCUGCAACGAUGAGACGGAGAUUGAGCGCCUGAAAAAUGAGAAGCCAACAUGGGAGCGUCAGACUCGCUGGGCGGGGCUGAGGUCGGUGUUUGGAGGUCGCCCGUCGCUGCUCUGGAUCAGCCCCUUCGCUGGACUCAAGCUGCCAACUUUUCUCCCCAAACGCACCUGGAAGAGCGGGCCGGAGUUCUCUGUCUGAUGCAAGUCCAACCACAGCGCUGGAGCUGUGUGGCUGAGAGGGUCUGCUGGGACGCUGCCACGUCUGUCGCUGGAGGCUGAUCAUCCCGAAGGCUCAAGUUCUGACCUUGUUGAGGACGAUCUGGUGUAAAACAAGAUCUUAGAAGGACUGACGCUGCUGAAUGUGUGGAAAAUUUAAGUAGUUUUUCCAUGUUUAUGACGGCAGUUAGAUUUGAAUUGUGAAUGUUUUUUUAAUUUGCUCCUUAAGAUGCUGGAUCUUCUUAGAGCAGUUAUUGACUACAGAAGUCUAACUGACCAACUACCAUAAAGUUGGACCGUUUCUCUGGACAAUGUUUUUACGUGUCACAGUUGUUCUGUGCUGUGUGCAUCUAUUCAACUGACAGUCAAUGAGAUGAAAUUAUAAAAAUAUGACAUGAUUUUUCUUUUAUGUUCAUUUUAAAUGCUAUAACAAACAUUUGUUAUCUGUUCAAUAUUCUACACCAUUGUUUCACCUUCCUUAUCAACACAAUCUAAAACUGUUGCUUGGUGACCUCUUUCAGCCAGUUUAACACCAAAGUCCACACCUUUCCAGACAUUAUAUUGGACCUCAUGCAAGAAAGCUGUUAUUCUAAACUUCUCAGAGGUUUGUUUGCAGCAGUGUUCUCAGUUUCAUUUAGCACUUCUGCUUAUUGUACAAAGCUGCCUGUUCUGCUCCCCUUAUUAGAAAGAUCCACUUACAGAAAUAGCGUAUAUUAGACAUGAGGUAAGCUGUAAAAGAAACUGGCUGUAAAAGUUGUCACACAAAUGUUGUAUUUGGCAAACAUCAAAAAGAAAGAAAAAAUGGAAUUAAAAUAAAGAAAAAUAUCCAAUCGUCAGCUAUGAUACACACUCCCAGAGAUUACUUUCCAGUAUUAUUGUCCUAGCUGACCAAUAUUUCUAUCCCUGGAGCCAGAUUUUAACCGGCCACUUUGGUCCAGCUUGAAACUGCUCAACAACUAUUGGAUGGAUUGUUCAAAAUUUGAUUUACACAUUCAUGCUCAUGUUGCAAUAGCUGUGAUGAUCCUGUGAUUUUCUAUUUAACAUCAAAAUGUUUUCAUCCAAACCUUCAUAACCACAUACCUGCAGAAGCAACUUACUUUGAGGGUUAACCCUAACCCUAAUGUUUAAGGCCAUAUGUCACCAUGAUAACAUGCUAAGCUAACAUGGUAACAUCACUAAUGCUAGCAUGCUAAGGGACCUCAAAGGACAAGUACAACAAUACAAGAGCUGCAGAUUCUUAGUCUUGUUUUAUUUCUUUGUUGCUUUAGUUUGGUUCAUUUCAGAAACAUCUAAAACGUAGUUCAUUUCUAACUCUUCAGUCACAUAAGUGUGUUCCCCUCCGUCGCAGACUCAUGACUGAUGUUCUAGACCCGGACCGCUCCUUUGUGGUAAAAUGUAACUGUUCGGUGUGUAGAAAUCGAAAGUGCAUUGUGCAAUGUGUGAUUAGUAUCGAGCUUCACUGAGUUGUGCUUUGACAUUCCUGGAGAACUGCAAAUAGUUUGAGCUACAUAGCGUCCAGUAAUACCGUAUAUGUCUGGUUUAGCUUGGUACAGUCUGUUUCAAACCAGGUGGACCCUCAAGACUGGAUGGUUUUCUCUCACUUCUCCACUGAAAUCUGAAAUCGACCUGUAAACCACAUGGGACCAAAAGCUGAUUUUAGUGUUUCUCUCUGGUCAUCUCAUGCUGCUUCUUCCUCCUGCUCAGGGGAGUCUUCUUUACUCGUAUUUCACUGAAAUUUCUCUCCUCUAGUGUUUACCUCUGCAAAAGAAGUAAGGUCAUAAAAAAGUUUUUAAUAGUCUGAAGUAGUUGAACAAAAACCACCGGUAAGGUAUGAUGCUUUUCAAAAUGGACGUAUUUUUCUAUCACUUCUGAAAUGAGUACAGCUUCUUAGUUUGUGUUUCAUUCGGGAAAGUGCUCAAACCAUCUAAAGCAUUGUGCAUCUGAAAAAGUUUAGAGAAUCUGCCUUGCCACUGAAUGUACCUAAGUUGGAGUGACUGUCUCUUUAUUUUUUAUCAGAUUAGAGUCUUUUAUAUGUCGACAUUUUUCUUACUUUUCCAACAUUUAUUAAACCAAGAUCAUCUCUACUUAUUGAACGCAUCUCAGCGUGGAGCUGUUUUAUGUAGAAAAAAUUGUUGUUUGCUAUUUGAUGCUCACUAAACUAUGAAAGUUCAACAACAACAAAAACAACACCGUGGAUCCUUAGAGGAUACGUCCUUCAGAUUUAAGAAAAAGCUACUUUUUUCCUCUGUAUCAUCAGUAGAAUGUUGUUUUCGUCCAGCACUUCUUUUCAGUUGUGGAGUGCAAUAAAGUGACGUCCACUGGCCUCCAA